Messenger RNA from Boleophthalmus pectinirostris (great blue-spotted mudskipper), 4396 nucleotides. It is a transcript of the gene rcor3, whose product is annotated as REST corepressor 3. Gene Ontology annotation, biological process: negative regulation of DNA-templated transcription; regulation of transcription by RNA polymerase II. The transcript is spliced from 11 exons. Gene Ontology annotation, cellular component: histone deacetylase complex; transcription regulator complex. Bases 173 to 1792 code for a protein of 539 amino acids. Gene Ontology annotation, molecular function: transcription corepressor activity. The record is from RefSeq and is a predicted model, not a curated record. NCBI's taxonomy places the organism in Eukaryota, Metazoa, Chordata, Actinopteri, Gobiiformes, Gobiidae.
UUCCCCCGGAACCGCUCUGGAGGCAGUGCGAGACCGCUCUCGCAGCGCCUCUCCUCGGUCACAGCCUGUCACCGGUCACUUCCAGUUCCAGGCAGCGGGUCCUGGCGCCUUCUCUGCCCCGGAAAAACAGCGUCGAGCCGCGGCCCCAGAGCACCGCCGAGCAACCGCCGAGAUGCCCGGGAUGAUGGACAAGGGCUCCGAGUACCUGGGCAAGGGCCGGUCCAACGGAACCAAGAGCCCGUCAACGGCCUCUAACGGACACUGCACGGACGAUAGCAGCGACGAGGAGCACGAUGUGGGGAUGAGGGUGGGCUCCGAUUAUCAGGCCACCAUUCCAGAUUUUGAACCAGGAGCCACAAAAUACUCGGACAAAGAGAGUGGAGGGAUGCUCGUGUGGUCGCCCUAUCACUCCAUCACUGAUUCUAAAUUGGACGAGUACAUCGCCAUCGCCAAAGAGAAGCAUGGAUACAACGUGGAGCAGGCACUGGGCAUGCUCUUCUGGCACAAACACAACAUAGAGAAGUCUCUGGCCGAUCUCCCAAACUUCACUCCCUUUCCAGACGAGUGGACGGUGGAGGACAAGGUUCUGUUCGAACAGGCCUUCAGCUUCCAUGGCAAGAGCUUCCACCGCAUACAGCAGAUGUUACCAGAUAAGUCCAUCUCGUCUCUGGUGAAGUAUUAUUACUCCUGGAAGAAGACGCGCUCUAGAACCAGCCUCAUGGAUCGUCAGGCCAGAAAGUUAGCUAGCCGCUCCAACCAGGAAGACAGUGAUGAGGAAAUGGAGGAGGCCAACCCGAUCGAAGCCAAUGACAGUGACUACGACCCCAACAAGGAGACAAAGAAAGAGAACCAGCCCGAGGCCCCUCCCCCAGGAGCUAAACUAGCCCUGGGUCGCAGAGAGCACCAGACACUUACGCACCGCCACCACCAGAGGGCGCGCUGCAGACCGCCCAAAGGCAUGUACCUGACACAGGAUGACGUGUUAGCCGUUAGCUGCUCCGUGUCCGCGGCAAACAGUCUGCUGAGGGGGCUGGACCUGGAGCUGGUGUCGCUAAAGAGACAGGUGCAGAAUGCAAAACAGAUCAACAGUGGACUCAAACAUGUUCUGGAGUCUGGGAUUGAUGAGUUUAGGCUCCCUGAGAGUAAUCAGAAGGUGAACGCUCGCUGGACCACAGAUGAGCAGCUGCUGGCUGUUCAGGGUGUGCGUAAAUAUGGUAAAGAUUUUCAAGCGAUUGCAGACGUGAUCGGUAAUAAGACUGUGGGGCAGGUUAAGAACUUCUUUGUGAAUUACCGACGUCGUUUUAACCUGGAGGAAGUACUGCAGGAGUGGGAGGCAGAGCAAGGAACCAGGGCUCCCAAUGGAGACAGCGCCACCUGUGGAGAGGAAGGAAAGAACAGCACCCCUGCCUCAGGCAAAAGUACUGACGAAGAAGACGAAGAGGUCUCGUCUGGCGCGUCUCCAGCCGCUGCCUCCUCCUCCUCUCACCCCCCUCUCUCCUCCUCUUCCUCCUCCUCUCUUCACCAGCCUCCUCCUCUCCUCCGCCCUUCUCUCCCGGCUGCUCCUGCUCUUCAUCGUCAUCCUCCUCCUCUCCAGCAGCAGGCUCGCUUCCUCCAACCACGCUCCACCUUACAGCAGCCCCCGCCCCUCAUCCGGCCCUCGUCCAAUCAGCUGCCUCCAAGGCUCAACCCAAGACCGCCCACUACUACCUGCAGUACUGCCCCCGGAGCCACAGGGGGAGCCACGCAGCCACAGCAAGAAGCUCCUCCUUCACAGGCUUCAAACGUGCACUAAAACGCAACACCACCGCUGGGUCAAAUGAAAACAGGGUCUCACUCACCCAGAACUCUGCAAAAACAAGUUAAAGCCGCACUGCGUAACUUUUCUGGUGGAGAGUGCAGUGCCUGCUUGUCUGUCUCCAUGGACAUGUUUUGCUCUGGAUGUUCAACAGUCUGGCAUUAAACUCGUAUGUGUCCAUGAAGAAGGAGAUGAUGCCACUAGAUCAUCACAGAUCAGAUCUGUGGAGAGGAUAGCCUGCUUGUUGUAAGAAUCCAUGUUUUUCAAACAACGAAAACAUUUGUAGUUGAAGAAAUUCAAAAUGAAUAAGUAAAAUAUUCCAGGCAAAAAAACAUCUCCAUGGAGACAAGCAGGUGUCAGAUCCUCUGACCCCUGAAAAGUUACAUUAUGCAGCUUUAAAAUAAACAAGUCCAGACGAUUAUAGGUGGACAUUUGGACAAUGUUUGGUUGAAACUACAUAAUACAGUGUGGGCAAACGGUUUAGUGGGUCGAGAUGUCCACCCUCUUACCGAGAGGUUAUUAGUUCAGUCCCCAUGUAUUGCAUACGAAGUAUUGGUUUUGAUCUCUGGUGUUACCUGGUUGGAUAUUUUUAAGUUUAAGCAUUAUUGUGACUUUUCUGCUGGAGGGUGUGCUACCUGCUUGUUACUGUGGAAAUGUUAUUGUUUUGUUUGGAAUGUUCCACAGUAUGGCAUUAAAUUUAUAUAUCUUGCAUUUAUUCAAUUACAGGUGGUUUUAUUGCUCCAAACUACCUCGAAAAACAUGUAUACUACAGCGGGGGUCGCCUCUUAGCAGAUCUGAGCUGUAACUUGGUGGCGUGACCUACUUGUCUCCAUGGAGAUUGAUAAGUUUAAUGCCUGUGGAACAUUCCAGAUGCUUCUGCAUGGAGAAUACCAGGAAGGUAAAUAGUGCAUUUUACACUAUAUCUACAUCUAACCAUAUAAGGACAUUUCCUUGCUUUGUGUAUUUGACAAUGCCCAUUUUUGAACCAUGUCAACAUUAUAAAAUUUUUAUAUUUUUGGUUGAUUAAUAAUUUUAUUUUUGUUAAAUCUGUGUUCCUACCGUCCCUUUAAAUGUAUAAAAUAUUUAAUUUAAAUUUUUGGAGCAGACAUGAUGGCUCUAGUGACUUGGACUUUUGGUUUGGUUUCUGAAAAAUAUUGUAAAUAUUAUUUGAGAUAAAAAAUUUUAGGCUGUUCUAAAAAGCCUAAAUUUUACCCAACGCACUUUUUUAGAAACUCUCCAUGGGUGAUGGUUUUGGAGUCACAAAUUAUUGACAACUGCAAUGUGAAUAAAAAAAAUAUAAUGUAAAAAUAUAGUGACUUUAAAAUGUUACUGUUUAGAGCUCAAAUAUUCUGCUAAAAUGACCUUUUCUCUCAUUAAACCUGUUCUAAUGUGAUAAAAUAUUCCGUAGUGGGGCUUCAACCGUGUUUUUUUUAUUUUUUAUGUAGUGUUCCCCUCAAAAACUUCCCCGGCAUUGUAUUUUGUUUCAUUCACACAUACUGUUCUACCUUGUGACAUCAUCAGGUGGUAAAACAGGGAGUGCUGGUCUUUGUUUUAAAUUCUUAAAGGGUAGCUUCAUCGAUAGCUCUGAAAUCUGUGAUAAUAUUGCUAUUGGAUAAAAUACCCUUUACUAAUAUAAUUUUAAGAUUCAUAUCAGCCAAAUUAAUGUAUUUUUGAAUGUAUAACUUAUGUUCAGGGGUUUAAUGUCGUUGGUUUUCUGAUUUUUAUUUUAUAUUUUGUGGCUAUUUCGGUCCUAUUUUUAGCUUAAAUCAUGUUCCACUGUUCUCCUUCGUCACUAAUAACACAAGUUGUAUUCAUUUCCUUUUUUGACUCUUGCAUGUUUGAGUAAUGCUUUUUGUAAUUCAAUUUUUCUUCCAUGUUUGAGUAAUUGUAACCAGCCUAAAUGUUAGCAGCUACUCUUAGUAACCUGAUUUAAGCUGCUUUACUUCUCAGUGCACCAGCAGAUUGAGUUCUUAACCCUUAUAUAAACAAAACUGUACAACUGUUAAAAAUAAAUUUUCUAUCAUGUGGAAAAAAAACAUUGGAAAUGUAUCUGUUAAAAUCAGUAAAUGCUAAAAAAAAAAAAAGUUUUCCUUUAUUUUAGAGCGUGAUCUUUUCAGGCUACUUAAUAUAAAAUGUAAUAAAACUGCUUUUGACAAUUACAUUAAAAAUAAUCAAAAUUUGACCAAUGAUUGUUUGAGUAAAAAAAUAAUAUAUUGUUUAUAUAAAAUGUCCCCACUAGGUUCUAAAUGUGUUUAAUGUAUUUGUUUUUUCUGCAUAAAAAUAAAUAUUAAAGAAAAGUUUUGCCAAUUUAUUGCACUUCAAAACUGAGUUUGAAAAUCUUAACAUUUCAAGAACGUGUAAAGUUGUAUUUAAAAGUCAGGGCAUUACUGUUUUUAUCUGUCUGUUCCUCACUCAUUCUCGUAGUAUUUUUGUAAAUUUGAGCAUUGUUUCUGGAUUUUCGGUGUAAACGUGUCACUUUUAUUUUUCAGGUCUGGUUUAAAACAUUGUAAAUGUGUCAUGUGAAAGUGCUCUUAUGGUUUCAGAUGAACUCUGUGAAGUCAAUGGAAAGUGGACAAAAAUAAAACACAUUUUGAGCCUGAA